Bactrocera dorsalis (oriental fruit fly) is the source of this 4525-nucleotide messenger RNA. RefSeq lists its product as uncharacterized. The record is from RefSeq and is a predicted model, not a curated record. Lineage: Eukaryota; Metazoa; Arthropoda; Insecta; Diptera; Tephritidae. Bases 1740 to 3008 code for a protein of 422 amino acids. The transcript is spliced from 2 exons.
UAAGUAACGGGUGAUUUUUUUGAGGUUAGGAUUUUCAUGCAUUAGUAUUUGACAGAUCACGUGGGAUUUCAGACAUGGUGUCAAAGAGAAAGAUGCUCAGUAUGCUUUGACAUUUCAUCAUGAAUAGACUUACUAACGAGCAACGCUUGCAAAUCAUUGAAUUUUAUUACCAAAAAAGUUGGCAGAAAAUCCGCUUUUUUAUCGACAAAUUUUGUUCAGCGAUGAGGCUCAUUUCUGGUUGAAUGGCUACGUAAAUAAGCAAAAUUGCCGCAUUUGGGGUGAAGAGCAACCAGAAGCCGUUCAAGAACUGCCCAUGCAUCCCGAAAAAUGCACUGUUUGGUGUGGUUUGUACGCUGGUGGAAUCAUUGGACCGUAUUUUUUCAAAGAUGCUGUUGGACGCAACGUUACGGUGAAUGGCGAUCGCUAUCGUUCGAUGCUAACAAACUUUUUGUUGCCAAAAAUGGAAGAACUGAACUUGGUUUCAACAAGAUGGCGCUACAUGCCACACAGCUCGCGAUUCUAUGGCCAUUUUGAGGGAAAACUUCGGACAACAAUUCAUCUCAAGAAAUGGACCCGUAAGUUGGCCACCAAGAUCAUGCGAUUUAACGCCUUUAGACUAUUUUUUGUGGGGCUACGUCAAGUCUAAAGUCUACAAAAAUAAGCCAGCAACUAUUCCAGCUUUGGAAGACAACAUUUCCGAAGAAAUUCGGGCUAUUCCGGCCGAAAUGCUCGAAAAAGUUGCCCAAAAUUGGACUUUCCGAAUGGACCACCUAAGACGCAGCCGCGGUCAACAUUUAAAUGAAAUUAUCUUCAAAAAGUAAAUGUCAUGAACCAAUCUAACGUUUCAAAUAAAGAACCGAUGAGAUUUUGCAAAUUUUAUGCGUUUUUUUUUUUUUUAAAGUUAUCAAGCUCUUAAAAAAUCACCCUUUAUAUGCAUACAUAUUCGUAUAUACUUACAUAGACAUUUACAUAUUCAAAGUCCACAUUGGCAAACAAUAACAAGCAGGAUUGCGUACAAAAAGCGAAUCGAUCUCUCUAACGAGCUCUCAAUUGCUUAAGAUAACCAUACUUAUUAAUACACAAACAAUUCGUGCAUACUUUGGUGAAUAGCGCAUUGAUCUCCUCAGCGAGCUCUCAAUUGCACAAAACAUAAGUACCUUCAUAAGCACAUACAUACAUACAUAAAAGUCCAAGUAUUAGGGUGUACUCAAAUACUAACAUACGGACAUAAAAGUUGUUUAUAAAUUAAAAGUGCGGAUAUUUGCAAACUCAAAUAAUAACGACACUAAUCAAAAUUCACCUGCAGGAGCUACACGCCCAAAACAGGUUGCUAAAUUCAUUUCACAAAGUGACAGUUUAAUAAGAUACUGCACUAGAUUUGCCUCCUCACCGAUUCAAGAAAACUCUGAAUCGUUAUUAGAAGUAAAAGGUCAAAAUCUUACAAAUUUUUGGACUCGCCUCCAAGCGGCAUAUGACGCCAUCGUAGAUUCAGAUCUACCACAAAAUUUUAAAUUAUCUGCUACCGCAAUAUACGAAAAUUGCUUGGGCCAGAACGAAGAAACAAAAGCUAUGAUCUCCGAUCAACUGAAGCUAAUAAAAGCAAUUGCACCUACUCCCCACAGUAGAGUAGAGCUGCCACAAAUGCAACAAUAUCAAGAGGCAAGUUCAGGCAUCCACCUGGAGGUGCCCGCAUGUGACACAGAAACAUUUUACGCAGGUAGUGGCCGUCCUUCCGGAACAUGUUCACAGCCGUGUACAUAAACCAUCCUCAAUUAUCACAAGCGCAAAAAUUGUAUCACCUCCGAUACAAAACAAAAGGUCAAGCAGGCGAAAUAGUUAAACAGUUCGCAUUAAAUGACAAUAAUUUCAAUUUGGCUUGGGAAGCUCUAAAAGCUAGAUUUGAAAACGAAAGAAUACUGGUCGAUAAGCAAGUAACGUCACUAUUAAACUUGCCUAAAAUUAAGAAAGAAACAAGUGUAGAAUUCAUUAAACUAGAAUCCACUGUUUCUAAUUGUUUGUCGGUUCUAUCGACACUUAAUAUCCCCACAGACAGCUGGGAUCCUAUUCUGGUAAACAUUUGCACCGCCGCAUUACCAGAAAAGUCGUUACUUCUAUGGGAGCAAUCGCUCUCAUCACGAAAAAAGUGCCCACCGUGGCAACAAAUUAAAGAUUUUCUCCCCACCCAAUAUGAAAUUGCGGAAAGGUUAGAAGAAAAUAUAAUUAAAACUAAGAACAUUAAACACGACCAAAAUAGAAGCUUAAAUAGACCCCAAGCUAGAAGCAAAACCAAAUCAAACAGAAUUUCUAACAAAUCACAAUCGUUCACAUCCGAACAGAAAGAACAUACGUCAUGCGAACUAUGCAAAAGAGGGCAUAAACUUAUAUCUUGCCAGAGGUUUAAAAACUUAAAUAUUAACGAAAGGAAUACUUUUGUCAGGUCAAAAAGGCUUUGCACAAAUUGCCUCUCACAUGCGCAUACAUAUAAAAAUUGCAAAAGCAAAUUUAAUUGCUUACAUUGUCACAAAAGACACCAUUCGAUGCUUUAUUAUAGCAGAUAUCCUAACUUACUCCAAAGAAGCGCUUACACAAAAGAAACCACGGGUUUAGCAAAAGCAAGUCCCGAAAACCAAAAUUGUAAAAAUUGCCAAGAGACACCAUGUUACUCGAAGGCACAAAAAGUUCAAACGCUGCACAGCGAAACACAAAGUGGUCUAGUUACCGAACUAGUCACAACCAUACCAACUCAAGUUGAGUGCAAUGCAAAUAAAUACUUUAACUCACAAUUAAGGAAAUUUCAAACUCUAGAAGAUCAGUAUUGUGAAGACUUCUCUAAAGCUACAACUACUCGAUCAAAUAAUGGCCGGUACGUCGUACGACUACCACUAGAUCCACAAUAUUCCAAUACCUCACAUAUUGGUAGAAAAAACAAAGUGAGAUUUCGGUCUAACAAUAUUAAAAACUCAAAUAUAUGUUACUUUUCGACCCCUCAGGAUGGCUUUCGCCAAUAAUGAAAAAAAAAACAAUUCUGAACAGAUCCUAGAGCGGUGGCGGGCUACUCAAUUAAUAAUUAGUGCAUAUAUAAAAACAUAAAAUUUUCAAAUAAAUAAAAUCGCAAAAGCAAGUUAAGAGAUCACCAUACUCUCAAUGCGAUACCGUGACGCACCUACAUUUACAAAUAGCUAAGGUCGCUCUUAUUGCAUCGUUUUAAGCGCUCCUCAUAAUGGGAGUUGGUGAGAAUCUGUUGUAAAGCUUGAUUAUCCCACUUAAAAAAAUUAUAAUUCUAAUGAAGCCGUUCGCAAUUACCGGCCACUCUCUCGCAAGAUCCCUCUAUUGUCACAGCCCUAACUCCAGGGCUAAGGAGUACCCAUUAGCCGAUCAUAAAUUAAAUAUCAUAAAAAAUUGCAACAAUUGCCGAUAACAUCGAAAAGGCAAAUAAUGAACAACUGGUAUCCCAUGCCGAUGAAAUAAGAAAUUUAAAUAACCGCUAAAAAAUUAAUACAAGCAAAACACUUUCUUGCUAUAAUAAUACAAUAAGUCGUCAAAACACGCAAAAGCAAUUACUACCUCAAGCACCACUACUUUCCCAAAAUACAAUUUUCUAUUAAAACCAUUACAUAUUAAAUGUCUCAGAUUAUAUAUAUAAAACUAGGCAAAAUAUUCGCCUAGGGGGCCCAGGAUGUUUAAAUGAGUUAAGCAUCCACCCCCUCUACCCGGUGAAACUGGCGCAUCCUAAUGCUACAGCGCAAUUCACCACAGGAUGCCACUACACAACAACAUCCAUAUAACACACCACACUCACACCAACCCAACCAACAAAAGCAAAAUCGACGGAGAAGCGGACACUUUUCGAUCUACACUUUCGCCAUACACUCGUCGCAAAUCAGCAUUCGUCAUCUACUAUUCGUGCUGUACAAGCCGCUCAUCCACAAACGCUUUUUUUCGACCCCACACUGCGCCGUGGAAUUCCCACUUUGGUUUCGAGCGUCAUCGUUCCACUCGUGCCGACAACACAUCCUAUUUCUAUUCGGCGCGAUAUAUUAUUAAGCACAACAUUGUACCGCAAACAAAAGAUAAUUUUAAAUAAAUUGUACUUUUCAAAUACUCAACUACUUUUUCCUUUUAAACACUCGCGCGAGUGUCAGUUAAUACCAUCAGUGGUUUGUAUUCCCCAAUAAAUUGGGUCGUUAUUUGUACACUUUAAAAUAUCAUACAUUUUGACAAAUUGUACGGUUUACAAUCAGGAGGAAAGUCGGAAUUCAUUAUAUCAGAUAGGACAGAGAAUGAUUGCAUUACUUUCGUCAUCACUGAUGCAUACUUGAGAACCAUAAUUUUCAAGUAAUUUUACAAAAUUAUAACUCACAUACUAAAAGAUUCGUUGUAAGUCCUUUUAGAAAAAAAUCAUUUAAGAAGGAUAUGGACGUUGGGAUUUUUUACAUUUUUUCCAAUGUAACGAAGCUUGAUAAGCAACAUUUUUUGGUUUCGGAUCAGGUGCGUAAAUAUACAGAGAAGAUGGUUUUCCAACACA